UUGUCCUCAGGCAGCUGCUCUUUCAAUGUGGGAUACAGUUUUGGUGCUUUCGCCAGGCUGAAAUCCUCCAGGGUCAGGACCUCCCUCAUGGCAGCCUUACUCCUCGGGCUGCUGCUUUUUGCAAUGCAGUCUCCCCCCAUCCCCUCCAGACCAGUGGCUGAUGAGGGGCCGCCUUCACCUCCCACCUCAUUGCACACAGACAACGGGAACACCAGCCACCCCAAUGGGACCCUCCAACAACUUCCGCAGAUUCUAAUUAUUGGUGUCAGGAAAGGUGGGACGAGGGCACUGAUUGAGAUGCUCAGUCUGCACAGUGCAGUGGCUGCAGCUCAGAACGAAGUGCACUUCUUUGACUGGGAGAGCCAUUUUCAGAAGGGUUUGCCUUGGUAUCUCAGUCAGAUGCCCUACGCCUUCCCUGACCAGCUGACAGUAGAGAAGACACCUGCCUACUUUACCUCCAGCAAAGUCCCCAAACGCUUACAUCAGAUGAACCCUGACAUUAAACUGCUGCUCAUCCUCAGAGACCCCACUGAGCGGGUGCUUUCGGACUACACCCAGGUCUUUUACAACCGCCUCCAGAAGCACAAGUGCUACCAGCCCAUUGAGUCUGUGCUGGUGAAGGACGGCGAGAUCAAUCUGGGAUACAAGGCUCUCAAUCGUAGCCUGUACUAUAUGCACAUGCAGAACUGGCUGCAGUACUUCCCACUGGAGAGCAUCCACAUUGUUGAUGGGGAUGAACUGAUCAGGGACCCCUUCCCUGAGAUGAAAAAGGUGGAAAGGUUCUUGAAACUGGAACCCCAGAUAAAUGCUUCAAAUUUUUACUUCAAUAAAACCAAGGGAUUCUACUGUUUGAGAGACCAUGGGCGAGAGAGGUGUUUACAUGAUUCGAAAGGCAGGGCUCACCCUCAUGUGGCCCCUGCCAUCAUGCAAAAACUCUACCAGUUCUUUCAUGAACCCAACAAGAAGUUCUUUGAACUGGUGGGUCGAACAUUCAACUGGAAGUGAUUGUUUGAGCCUCAGUAGCUCAGCGUAGCAUUGCUUAAAGCAUCAGAGCCUGCUUCAGUGGGGAUCAUCUCCAUGAGCUGUCCUGUUUUCCAUACUAACAAAGUAGACGAAGAGACAAAGCUAAUGUACAUUUAAACUAAAUCUAUUUUUGUACUAGUACGUUUGUAUGAUCGAGCCAAAUGCCAGGGCAGACUGCAGUUCAUGACAUACUCUGUCAGUACCUGUCUUUUUCUUCCCAUUGUCUGACCAUAUGCAUA
This is a messenger RNA of Scomber japonicus (chub mackerel), 1262 nucleotides long. It is a transcript of the gene hs3st1, whose product is annotated as heparan sulfate (glucosamine) 3-O-sulfotransferase 1. The record is from RefSeq and is a predicted model, not a curated record. The transcript has a single exon. Bases 88 to 1005 code for a protein of 305 amino acids. Lineage: Eukaryota; Metazoa; Chordata; Actinopteri; Scombriformes; Scombridae. Gene Ontology annotation, molecular function: [heparan sulfate]-glucosamine 3-sulfotransferase activity.